Molecule: messenger RNA, 1504 nt
Organism: Suncus etruscus (white-toothed pygmy shrew)
Lineage: Eukaryota; Metazoa; Chordata; Mammalia; Eulipotyphla; Soricidae
Gene: HMGB3
Product: high mobility group box 3
Exons: 5
Coding region: 81-689 (202 amino acids)
Biological process (GO): regulation of transcription by RNA polymerase II
Molecular function (GO): DNA binding, bending
Source: RefSeq, a predicted model, not a curated record
GGCAGCUAGCGCGAGGCUGGGGAGCUGCGAGCGGCGCGUCGUGCCCUGCGCUGCCCAGACGAGCGAACAAUACAGUCAAGAUGGGUAAAGGUGACCCGAAGAAGCCAAAGGGGAAGAUGUCUGCAUAUGCCUUCUUUGUGCAGACCUGCCGAGAAGAGCAUAAGAAGAAAAACCCUGAAGUUCCUGUCAAUUUUGCCGAGUUCUCCAAAAGGUGCUCCGAGAGAUGGAAGAGCAUGUCUGGGAAGGAGAAGUCCAAGUUUGACGAGAUGGCCAAGGCCGACAAAGUUCGCUACGACCGUGAGAUGAAGGAUUAUGGGCCUGCCAAGGGUGGCAAGAAAAAGAAGGACCCAAAUGCUCCCAAAAGACCACCGUCUGGAUUCUUCCUGUUCUGUUCUGAGUUUCGCCCCAAAAUCAAGUCCACAAACCCUGGCAUCUCCAUUGGGGAUGUGGCCAAGAAGCUGGGGGAGAUGUGGAACAACCUGAGUGACAGCGAAAAGCAGCCCUACAACAACAAGGCGGCCAAGCUGAAGGAGAAGUACGAGAAGGAUGUCGCCGACUAUAAGUCAAAAGGGAAGUUUGAUGGUGCCAAGGGCCCUGCAAAAGUUCCCAGGAAAAAGGUGGAAGAAGAAGAGGAGGAGGAGGAGGAAGAGGAAGACGAGGAGGAGGAGGAGGAGGAAGAUGACGAAUAAACCAUCACCCCGUCUCCUUGUGAAUACCUUAGUGUAGGGACCACCGUAGCCAACUGUUGCUCUCCUUAGAUUUCAUCACUCCGUCAUGAUCACAUUGUAGUCUCAGAAGUGCUCUAGGAAUUGUCAGUGGUUUACAUGAUGUGGCCAGGGGAGUCCAGAGCACCCUGAAACUGUAUCAAAGCUGUACAUAGUUCCCAACAUUUUUCAAAAGAAAAGGCUCGUGUUCUCACUGUGCACUUUGCUGUUGGUAUGACAAGGCAUUUAAAGGUGUUCUCUGUUCUUUGGCAUUUUCUUUAUUACGGUGGUGUUAACUGUAUGGUUCUUGGGUAGAAAUCUUGAGUUCUCAUCUGUACAUAUCUAUAGUUUGUAAAAAAAAAAGUAAAAAAGCAAAAAGCGGAGACCAACUUGCUGCUUUGCGGUGUGGGGGCAGUGGGACAAUGCCUUGUCAGGGAGGUAGCUCAGGGUGAAACUGCAGGCUGGACCCCUGGGCCCUUGGAGGGCAUCCUUGGAGCAGCCCGCUGUCUGGUUGUGUAUAUAGUGACCUAGCGUUCUGCUGCCAUUCUUAGCUGUGGAAAAAAAAGGGGGGUCAGCUGGCAUGAGAAGUGUUGGGAGUUUUCUUUGUUCUGUGGGGUAGUUAUCAACCUUAUUCUACAACCAUCUGUGGAACUCCUUAUUGUCAGCAGAGCUGAGACUACUGCACCAAUGAGAGUUCAGAACCUUCUGUACUAAACAAUUUACAACAUUCUGUUAUUUUUUGUGUGUUUAGAAUGCGGAGAUGUUUUUGAAGUUAAAUAAACAGUAUUACGUUUUUCAAA